CAAUCCCAGACGGAGGAAGCCAGCGACUGCUCCGUGAGCUGAUCGGAGGAUUGGCAUGACUAACGCAACUCUCCGCUUAGCGUCGCCAUCUCAACUUCCGGAAGACACCACGUUGAUCUCGAACUGAACGACUAUACGCCCUGCUAACUCGCCCUCUCUCCCCGGUUCUAGACCAACCAUCUUCCUCGAAUCCGGGCAGCCCUACUCGCCGAUCGCCGCAUCUGUGCGUCGUUUUCUCCUGCCUGGUCAAUAUUCCGGUCGGACUCGACUGCGGAAAUCGCCACGACUCUCCGUCUCUCUACUCGUCCGCUUUAUUUUUUUUUUCUUCUAGCGACCGCCUUCCUCUCGUUCGCUCGGCGACCCCGAAGCCAUCCUUCACCCGUAUUUUCGUUAGGAGGGUCAACAAAACCGGAGUCAUACGAAGGCGCAGAGAACCGUACACUGUCGGUGUUUAUCCGCCAUGUCGUCUGCCACUGCCUCUGGGGCAGACACGGGAGGCUCUGCGAAAUCCCGCGAGCAUAACCAAGGGAAUCAGGACCGCAAAUACACGCCGGAUCAAAAGGCUGCCGUGCUCAGAAUCCGCAAGUGCUCGACGACAGCGUUCUACGAGAUCCUGUCGCUGGAGAAGACCGCCUCGGAUGGCGAGAUCAAGAAGGCUUAUCGGAAACUGAGUCUGUUGACGCAUCCGGACAAGAACGGAUACGAAGGGGCUGACGAGGCGUUCAAGUUGGUGUCGCGGGCUUUCCAGGUUCUCUCGGACCCCGAUAAGAAGUCCAAGUACGAUAAGUUCGGCGGAGACCCCGAUAGCAGAUUCACGCCCAGCGCUGGGCCCUCGGGAGGCUCGCCUUUCGGUGGCUUCGGCGGCGGUGGAUUCCCGCGGUCUGGAGGUGGCCCUGGCUUCGAGGAGGAGAUCUCGCCGGAGGAGCUGUUUAAUCGGUUCUUCAACGGGGGAUUUGGGGGUGGGUUCAGCCCGUUUGGUGGUCCGCAGUUCGUCUUCAACAUGGGCGGAGGCCCUGGUUUCCGAGUUCACCAGUUUGGAGGCGCGCGGCCGCGCAGACGACCCCGUGAAGCCAAUGCGCAAUCCGAACCAGUGCCGUCGGGCUGGGCGGCGUUCCAGCAACUCUUGCCUCUCAUCCUUCUCUUCGUCCUCCCUCUGCUUUCCUCGCUUUUCUCCGGCUCCUCUACUCCCUCUGGUCCCACGUACAGAUUUGAUACCGCGGUGCCUCCGCAUACGAUGCAACGAACGACUCCCAAACUGCACCUCAACUACUUUGUCAACCCCGGCGACGUGGAAGACUACAGCGCACGGAAAUUCCGCCAGCUAGACCAACGAGUGGAGGUGGACUACGUCUCGAAACUUCGAUACGAAUGCGAGAGCGAGGUCCAUGCCCGGGAACGAAUGAUCCAGGAGGCGCAGGGCUGGUUCUUCCCCGACGUAGAGAAGAUGAAGGAGGCGAGAGCCAUGGAGCUGAAGAGUUGUCGGCGGUUAGACAACCUGAAAGGCCGGUAUUAAACCCGCCUUCAGUAUAUGAUCUGCGCAUUCUUAUCUAGCCAUGCCCGUUGUUCUAUUAUACUUAAUGGUUUCCCCCAUCCUUUCGAGUUCUUGCAUUGCUAUGUCUUUUUUCUUUUCUUUUCUUUCCUUUCCUUUUUUUUUCUCCCUUUUUCUUUGGGUCUUGCAUGUCCUAGAUGAUCCAGGAAUGCAAGCGUUAUUUUGUUAC
Messenger RNA from Aspergillus steynii IBT 23096, 1718 nucleotides. RefSeq names its product J domain-containing protein. The record is from RefSeq and is a predicted model, not a curated record. NCBI's taxonomy places the organism in Eukaryota, Fungi, Ascomycota, Eurotiomycetes, Eurotiales, Aspergillaceae. Gene Ontology annotation, molecular function: Hsp70 protein binding. Bases 461 to 1513 code for a protein of 350 amino acids. The transcript has 3 exons. Gene Ontology annotation, biological process: cellular response to misfolded protein. Gene Ontology annotation, cellular component: endoplasmic reticulum membrane.